This is a messenger RNA of Thermochaetoides thermophila DSM 1495, 681 nucleotides long. Lineage: Eukaryota; Fungi; Ascomycota; Sordariomycetes; Sordariales; Chaetomiaceae. The record is from the annotation of a RefSeq genome assembly.
AUGCACCACCACCGUCGGAAGUCGAGCAACACGUCUUACACAGACGUUCGGAAGGCCGUCACCGCCACGGAUCUCUCGAAGAAGAGUACAUCUCGCUCCUCUGCUAAGAUUGAAAAGCUGGGCAAGAACCCCCGAGACCGUGAAAGGGAAUGGGAGGAAGAACGCUGGUGGGAAGAUGAGAGGGAGAGCUUUCCUCACUAUUGAUGCCGUAUGAACGAUCAGAACUCCGCAUCAGCGGUGCCCAAUCGGUAUUCCACCAGUCAACAAGAUCAAUACCCAGUAUAUUCUGCUCCGCCAGAACCUCGAGACAUCAUUCCCCGUGCUUCGCCAUCCCGGCCUACUUCGACACUGAUGUCUCCUCCCACAACUCCGGCUGAUGUUCCCUCUGCUAUUUCGGCACUCAAGUCUCUCUCCAUCCGUCCCGCAAGUCCUGCCUCUCCGGUCGGGACUUACCAGUCAACUUUGUGGCCGUUUGGCGGCCGCAGUGUUACAACCUCGAGCCCUAAGAACUCUUACACAAAGACAACCCCCGGUGUCUUCUCAUCCACCUACGAUUGCACCUACUACACGGCUACCGAUUGCUAUGGGACAAGUCACGAACGUCCUCUGCCUUCGCGGAGGCCACCGACUUACUCAAGGCCAAAGAGCAUCGAGCUGGUUACUCCUAUGUUGGGACGGUGA